UCUAUAGAAAUUAUUGUUGAAAUGAUUGAAUGCGGUUUGAUGUAAGUCUUAAAUUUAGGGAAUGUACUAAACACUAAACAGACAAUAAAAAAAAUUUAAAAAAACAUUAUUGGCAAAUAAAAAGAUUAAUGCCUUUGAAACAGCAUGGCCAAAUAGUGGUAAGUUAAUCUAACAAAAUAUUAAACAAAUAAAGCAGCAGGGAAUUUUUCUACGCUUUUUUCCCCUGCUUUUUAUGUAUAUAUAUAUGUUACUUUUUUCAGUACUUUUACACUAGUGAAACGCCUCUAUGCACUAAUCCUCUAGAUUUGUGUGUCAUAUUAGAGGACACCCAUAACACUGGGCUGCACCAACAAGUUGGUUUACAUUGCAGGCAAGUUUUAAAGGAGCUGCCUCAGAAUAGCUCUGCUUUUAGUCAUUUCGGGUUUUUAAAAACCGUAGCACUACAUCCAUAUAGACCUGUAUAUUAUGUAAGUUUUGAGCUAAAAAAGGAUGUUCGAUUUUAUCACUGAGUACCUAUAAUCAGAUACGACUACAUGGAAUUUGAAGUUAUCUUCCAUGUGAUCAGAAUGCAAACUCACUCUUAUACCUUUGUGAAAUUGACCUCUGUUUGCAUUUAAUGAACAUAUCAGGUGUUCAUUUUUCAAAAUUACAAGGUAAAAUGCAAUUGUAAAUGCAUUGCUUUUAGUUAAAAGUUAAAAAUAACAAACUUUUGCUUUAUGAAUCCAAUGGUGGUCUUAUUUAAAUUCUGGAUAGCAUCUAAUGGGGUGUUUAGUUUGUUCUGUGUUAACGGUUCAGGGUCAUUAGCUGUACUUCUCUUCCUUUUGGGCUCUUCAGAAACUCAUUACCAUGCAGAUGUGAGGGACAUGUUGCACGGCAGGCGACUCAAACUGAAUUUCAAUUGCACGAACACGUUCAUUCAUGGCUUCAUCUUAGAAAACCGGUCGUUCUUCCAGCUACCUCGCUUCCGUCCCGUACCAUAGUUUUUAGGCCUCAAAUUACAGGGUCAGUAAUAUACUUAAUGACCCAUGAGGCUGUGUUCACACCGAACAAGUGUGUGUGUGCUGAUGGUAUUUUGGCUUCUCUCUUUAUCUAUGGCAUUUCUCCCCAAGAAUCCCAUUCUUUUCAUUCUUUUUAUUCCAGACGUGAUGCAUCUCAUAUUCCAUUCCAAAUAUUCCAAAGACUUAAGGUCAAAUUCGAUUCCAGUGACUCCAUGUCCCCAAAUCUGAAACAUCUACAUCAGUGCAUGUGAAGUCAUCAUAACUGACUAUUAAAGUACAAAUAAACAUGAGCAAUAUUCCUGUUUAUUUAGAAGUAUUCUCAUAUCCCAUUCAGGAACACUUGACAAAACAGUCAAGCUAUUCAGCAUCACAGUCUAGUGACGUGAAAUGGAAAAUGAAUCUCACAUAAUGACUCGUGUAUGAAUGACCUGUGGAUGAAUUCUACAGGUGGACUCUCGUCAAACAUUUACCUUACAAAAGGUGCCUACAAACACACAUAUUAUCUCUCUCUCUGUGUGUGUGUGUGUGUGUGUGUGUGUGUGUGAAGGGAAACCUCCCUAUAAAAGCUCCUCCUGGACGAUAAGUACAUGACAAACAGAAACUCAACACAGAACUUAGCUGUCAGCUGCCAUGAACCUACAGCGCCUCUCCUCUCUGCUGCUCUGUGUCGUUUUCACCAUACGGACAGCUGCCGCUCACACAUCUGCACUGGAUCAUGUGACCGUGAUGUCGUCAUCGGGGGAGGGGCUUCAGAGCGCCGUGGGUGAAGAUUUGGAAUCUGAUGAUGAUCAGAAUCCAUCGGGAAUGUUCAGUGAUCCAACUUUGUUUAAAGUAACCCAAGGCAGUAAAGGGGACGAGCAGAAUCACAAGCGCUCUGGACGCAAAAAGAACAAAGGAAGAAAAAAGAAUAGAAAUAUCACUCCUGUUCAGCCGAAUCACACGCUCAGUCACAGCACCACCGCUGACCCCUGCCUGACCUCUCACGUGGACUACUGCAUCCACGGCCACUGCACGUACCUGCACGGCCUGAGAGAGCCUGUCUGUGUAUGUAAGAGAGGUUAUGAUGGGGAACGCUGUGGCAUCCAGCUUCUUGGGACGUCUCGGGACGACAGCAGCCCUGAUCGGACCCACAGCGCGCUCGUCAUUAUGGCUGUCGUCCUGUCGGUCAUCAGCUGCCUAGCCAUUCUGCUCAUGGUCUGCGUGCACUAUAGAACACAUCAUCGCUUUCAGGCGGCGUUCCUGAGCUCCACCAACGAGAGAGAGAAACUAGAGAAGAAGAACAUCAUGGUGUGAAGAGGAAGUAGAAUUCACGCUGCUGUCACUGGUGUGGAGUGCACUACAGAUAUAUUGCACAUAGAAUAAUAUAAUAAAACCUACUGUAACAAUAUUUAUUGUUUGUACCUAUUUAUUAACAAAUUAUAUAAGUUCCUUAGUAUUUGUGUUUAUUUUGAUAAUAAAAAAAAAACUAAUGUUUAUUUGAUAUGUGAUGUUCAUGUACACAUAUGAAAUAAAGGACACUCAUAAGA
Messenger RNA from Onychostoma macrolepis, 2524 nucleotides. RefSeq names its product amphiregulin (gene areg). NCBI's taxonomy places the organism in Eukaryota, Metazoa, Chordata, Actinopteri, Cypriniformes, Cyprinidae. The record is from RefSeq and is a predicted model, not a curated record. Bases 1629 to 2291 code for a protein of 220 amino acids. The transcript is spliced from 6 exons. Gene Ontology annotation, biological process: positive regulation of cell population proliferation; epidermal growth factor receptor signaling pathway; positive regulation of mitotic nuclear division.